This is a messenger RNA of Coffea eugenioides, 1803 nucleotides long. Its product is annotated as beta-fructofuranosidase, insoluble isoenzyme 1-like. Lineage: Eukaryota; Viridiplantae; Streptophyta; Magnoliopsida; Gentianales; Rubiaceae. The coding region runs from base 1 to 1728 and encodes 575 amino acids. The record is from RefSeq and is a predicted model, not a curated record. Gene Ontology annotation, biological process: carbohydrate metabolic process. Gene Ontology annotation, molecular function: hydrolase activity, hydrolyzing O-glycosyl compounds. The transcript has 6 exons.
AUGGAGCUCCAUAACAAGUUUCUUUGGGCUUUGCCAGUAUUCAUGUUAUCCUUUUUAAUUUCUUAUAAUGGUGUUGAAGCCUCCCACAAUGUUUAUCUUCAUUAUCAGUCUCUUUCCGCCAUCAAAGUAGAGCAAGUGCAUAGAACCGGCUACCACUUUCAACCCAAGAAGCAUUGGAUUAACGAUCCAAAUGGUCCUAUGUAUUAUAAUGGCGUCUACCAUCUUUUCUACCAAUACAAUCCCAAAGGAGCUGUAUGGGGCAACAUUGUCUGGGCCCAUUCAGUGUCGACUGACUUGAUCAACUGGACUCCAUUGGAACCUGCAAUCUUCCCUUCAAAACCCUUUGACAAGUACGGCUGCUGGUCAGGCUCUGCAACAGUUCUUCCAGGCAACAAGCCGGUCAUCCUUUACACCGGUAUCGUGGAUAAGAACAAUACCCAAGUCCAGAACUACGCCGUGCCAGCCAACCUCUCCGAUCCAUAUCUCCGCAAGUGGGUCAAACCCGAUAACAACCCACUGAUCGUCUCCGAAGCCGGCGUGAACAAAACAGCAUUCCGUGACCCAACAACAGCCUGGUUGGGCCGAGAUGGGGAAUGGAGAAUCUUGAUAGGUGGUAGACGGAAGGAUACAGGAAUUGCAUUUUUGUACAAGAGCAGAGACUUCAUGAAGUGGAAAAAGGCUGCAAAUCCCAUCCAUCAGUCUGCUGGGACUGGCAAUUGGGAAUGCCCCGACUUCUACCCUGUAGCCAAAUCAGGAACAAAUGGGUUGGACACUUCUGUAUUGGGACAAAAUGUAAAGCACGCCUUGAAGGUUAGUCUUGAUGCCACAAGAUUUGAGUACUACACCCUUGGUAAAUAUUACCCCGCAGAAGAUAGGUACGUACCCGACAAUACGUCCCCAGAUAACUGGAAAGGGCUGAGAUAUGAUUAUGGCAACUUUUAUGCUUCCAAAUCAUUCUUCGACCCAAGCAAGAACCGGAGGGUUUUGUGGGGUUGGGCUAAUGAGUCCGACACCGCCAAGGACGAUAUCAAAAAGGGUUGGGCAGGCAUUCAGUUGAUUCCACGAACAAUCACGCUCGAUCCAAAUGGGAAACAAUUGCUUCAAUGGCCAGUUAAGGAAUUGGAUACUUUGAGGGGGGCACAUGUCCGUCUGAGCAAUCAGCUGCUGAAGAAGGGUGACCUCGUUGGAGUUACAGGAAUAACUCCUGCACAGGCCGAUGUGGAAGUGACGUUCUCUUUCCGCAGCUUGGACUUGGCAGAGCCAUUUGAUCCAAAAUGGAAAAAACUUGAUGCUCAAGAUGUUUGCAGCAAAAGAGGUUCGUUUGUUCAGGGCGGUCUCGGACCAUUUGGUCUCGCGACGCUUGCCACUGAAGACCUGCAAGAAUACACUCCUGUAUUUUUCAGAAUUUUCAAAGACGCUGGCAAGCAUGUUGUUCUCAUGUGCUCUGACGCUACGAGGUCAUCCUUAAAGAAGGAGUUGUACAGACCCUCAUUUGCAGGAUUUGUAGAUGUGGAUCUGACUGAUAAAAAGCUGUCUCUUAGGAGCUUGAUUGAUCACUCAGUGGUAGAGAGCUUCGGGGCCGGAGGGAAGACCUGCAUUUCAUCCAGGGUUUAUCCAACUAAAGCCGUCUCCGACAAGGCUCAUUUGUAUGCAUUCAACAACGGGACUGAGGCUAUUACAGUAGAGACUUUAGAUGCCUGGAGCAUGAAGACUGCUAAGGUGAAUUAAGAUGCAUGGGAGAGUUCUACAAUCACCAUUUUGGAAUUUUUGUUUUUGCAUAUUCUUUUGGGCUCUUUGACCAGA